Molecule: messenger RNA, 2678 nt
Organism: Felis catus (domestic cat)
Lineage: Eukaryota; Metazoa; Chordata; Mammalia; Carnivora; Felidae
Gene: TES
Product: testin LIM domain protein
Exons: 8
Coding region: 337-1575 (412 amino acids)
Molecular function (GO): zinc ion binding
Source: RefSeq, a predicted model, not a curated record
CUCCGGUAACUGGAGUGUCUGCAGAUCCUCCCCCAGUACCCGCAGCGGAGCCAGAGGCCAGGCGAUCCUGCGAGUGAGAUCCCGGACAGGAGGAGGACCUCCUUUGACACACAAACAUGGAUCUGGAGGCCAAAGUGAAGAAGUCUGUUUCAGCUGCGCCUGUGCCUACCUAAAAAAAAAAAGGAUGAGGGCAGGGCAAGUUCGGGCGAGAUAUGACACUUCUUCCUGUCUCAGGAAGUUCAACUUUAUUAAGCCUUUGUGGUUUAGGAGCACUGAUGUGACUUUGACAGUUCAGACCUCCUUCCCUCCCAUCUUGGCGGAGCGUGUCUCUCAAAAAUGGGCUUAGGUCAUGAGCAAGGAUUUGGAGCUCCCUGUUUAAAAUGCAAAGAAAAAUGUGAAGGAUUCGAACUACACUUCUGGAGAAAAAUAUGUCGUAACUGCAAGUGUGGCCAAGAAGAGCAUGACGUCCUCUUGAGCAAUGAAGAGGAUCGAAAAGUGGGAAAACUUUUUGAAGACACCAAAUAUACCACCCUGAUUGCCAAGCUAAAAACAGAUGGAAUUCCCAUGUAUAAACGCAAUGUUAUGAUACUGACCAAUCCAGUUGCUGCCAAGAAGAACGUCUCCAUCAAUACAGUUACCUACGAGUGGGCUCCUCCCGUCCAGAAUCAGGCAUUGGCCAGGCAAUACAUGCAGAUGCUGCCGAAGGAGAAGCAGCCCGUGGCAGGCUCAGAGGGGGCACAGUACCGAAAGAAGCAGCUGGCAAAGCAGCUCCCUGCACACGAUCAAGACCCUUCAAAGUGCCAUGAGUUGUCUCCCAAAGAGGUGAAGGAGAUGGAACAGUUUGUGAAGAAAUAUAAGAGUGAGGCUCUGGGAGUAGGAGAUGUCAAACUUCCCCGUGAGAUGGACACGCAAGGCCCCAACAGAAUGCUCCUCCCUGGAGGGGACAGAAGCACCACGGCAGCAGUGGGGGCCAUGGAGGGCAAAUCGGCCGAACACAAAAGAACUCAGUAUUCCUGCUACUGCUGCAAACUGAGUAUGAAGGAGGGUGACCCAGCCAUCUACGCUGAAAGAGCCGGCUAUGAUAAACUGUGGCACCCGGCUUGUUUCGUCUGCAGUGCCUGCCAGGAACUCCUGGUCGACAUGAUUUAUUUCUGGAAGAAUGGGAAGCUAUACUGUGGCAGACAUUACUGUGACAGUGAGAAACCACGAUGUGCUGGCUGUGAUGAGUUAAUAUUCAGCAAUGAGUACACCCAGGCAGAAAACCAAAAUUGGCAUUUGAAACACUUCUGCUGCUUUGACUGUGACAACAUCCUAGCUGGGGAAAUAUACGUGAUGGUCAAUGACAAGCCCGUGUGUAAGCCCUGCUAUGUGAAGAAUCAUGCUGUGGUUUGUCAAGGAUGCCACAAUGCCAUUGAUCCUGAAGUGCAGCGAGUGACCUAUAACAACUUCAGCUGGCAUGCGUCCACAGAGUGCUUUUUGUGUUCCUGCUGCAGCAAGUGUCUCAUUGGGCAGAAGUUCAUGCCAGUAGAAGGGAUGGUUUUCUGUUCAGUGGAGUGUAAGAAGAUGAUGUCUUAAGAGGAAAGAACCAAGCAAUAUUGAGCCAUAGCUAUCCUAAGUGGUCUGCAUUUCUGCUGUAAAAUGCAAUUUGGAAAAAAUAAACGGAAAAAAAAAAGGAACUGUAAAGGAAACCAGGAGAUUUUGUUCAGUAUCUUUCUUUGCUGUUUUUCCUUAUCAUAUUUUUCAUCUCAAUUUUUAAAACCUGCUUAAGCAUUUGAUUUUUAAGACAGUAAAGAACUGUUAUCUUUGCUUAGCUUUCCAUAUGUAAAAUCUUGGAGGUGGAAGCUUGAGAUUUAAUUAAUCUUCAUGUGCCUAUCCCUCUUGUGCCAAACACAGUAUAUAUGAACAUUUAAAAAAUAGUGUUGUUGAAUGGAAAGAUGCGCAUUUUCUAGUUCUGUAUUCUUUUCCCCCCUCCUGUGUAAAAUGAAAGGAAAUUAAACUUGCCCUAAUGCCAAGGCUUUACAUUUGUUGCCUUAUCUUAUUCACUGAACUUUGUAGUGAUUCACAGUGAAUUGUUUUGACAGAAAAUAGAAAUGCAGCAUAGUAUGGAGAGCUGUUAUCAUUUUAAUGCCUUUGCUAUUUUCUAAUUUAGGCAGAGGUGGUUUUAUUGCAUUUAUUUUCCUUUUUAUUUUUCUUUCUUUUCUUUUCUUUUUUUUUCUUCUUUUUUUACUUGCCCUACCUCUCAGCAUUCUCUUUGUCAGCUGGUGACCUCUGUCUGUGGCCUUAAGCACAAUAUUGUCACAUGUGACAUCCACACAUCUUCUAUAGAUGAUUUUUGGCUUAGACAUAAAAGCCAAGCCAUUCAUUUAUAUUAUGUUUUCAAUCCAAAGAACAUGUAUACUUUUUGUACCCAAAAAACUAUAACUUGUACUGAUUGCACUUGCCUACCAUUGUUUGGAUAGAUUUUUUGCAUGAACCCAUUCUUUUCUAAUGGAUACUGUCCUACAACGCUACUAAGCCUGUUCAAGGAUAUGUAUUGAAUGUCUUCUUUGACUGUAUACUUCCAUGCCUAGAUAUUUCUGUUUAUUUUUCCCUAUAUACUUCCAUACAAGGCUAUGCAAUAUAAAAAUGAAACUGAAUGAAUGAUAUGUAUAUUCAAAAUAAAGUCAUUUUCACUUCAA